UUGAUCAUUCUAUAACAAGAACAGCACUUUAGUUUAGUACCCCAAUGAUGUCCACUAGGCGGUGGCCCGUUCCUGUAGGUUCAUGCUCUACAACAUCCGCAGAGUACGACCCUGCCUCACACAGGAAGCGGCGCAGGUCCUAAUCCAGGCACUUGUCAUCUCCCGUCUGGAUUACUGCAACUCGCUGUUGGCUGGGCUCCCUGCCUGUGCCAUUAAACCCCUACAACUCAUCCAGAACGCCGCAGCCCGCCGCAGCCCUUCCCAAGUUCUCUCACGUCACCCCGCUCCUCUGCUCUCUCCACUGGCUUCCAGUUGAAGCUCGCAUCCGCUACAAGACCAUGGUGCUUGCCUACGGAGCUGUGAGGGGAACGGCACCUCAGUACCUCCAGGCUCUGAUCAGGCCCUACACCCAAACAAGGGCACUGCGUUCAUCCACCUCUGGCCUGCUCGCCUCCCUACCACUGAGGAAGUACAGUUCCCGCUCAGCCCAGUCAAAACUGUUCGCUGCUCUGGCCCCCCAAUGGUGGAACAAACUCCCUCACGACGCCAGGACAGCGGAGUCAAUCACCACCUUCCGGAGACACCUGAAACCCCACCUCUUUAAGGAAUACCUAGGAUAGGAUAAAGUAAUCCUUCUCACCCCCCCCCCCUUAAAAUAUUUAGAUGCACUAUUGUAAAGUGGCUGUUCCACUGGAUGUCAUAAGGUGAAUGCACCAAUUUGUAAGUCGCUCUGGAUAAGAGCGUCUGCUAAAUGACUUAAAUGUAAUGUAAAUGUAAUUCUUUCAUAUUUUUUGAAUAAGGUGAAGGUUGAACCGUUUUUUGAACGAGACCGGUAUUUAGGGUAACGUUUUGGUUGGCCAACUGGCUUGCCCCUUACCGGUAUGUCAUUUGCUUGAGCGCGGCUAGGGAUCCAUCUUUUGACAAAUUAACGUCAAAAGUAUUUUUUUUGUGCAUUUUAACUACCCCUAACUCUUUUCCUACCCCAAAACGAAUUAUCCUAACCUGCUACCAAAAGAUCCUUUCUAGCCAUGACCCCGGGGGAGCUGCCCACUGGAGCUGUCCCCCGUGGUUAAAGUAACUAUUGCAUGCUACUACAGUGGCCACUAAGGUUACAUAUUAAACCGGUCUGACAACUCACUCACCCUCAGACAUAAAGGGUGUAAAAUACAUCCAAGACAUGCUCACCUGUUGCAGUUGCAUUUUACAAUGGGGGAUUUGAAGCACAGUAAUAGUAUAGACGACAGAGUUCUAUCGGCCGUUCCCCUUAGACAGGGGGACAUUAAAGUUGUAUUUCACAAAGUUGGCGAUGACGACGACGAUGAACACACUACUGAGAGGAUUAAUUUACAAAGUAACAGUCAUGAAGAGGCAAGGACUAGAACAGUGGAAAGCAGUGCGAAGCAAAGAGUAUGUCCUCCCUUGUGUUGUAGAAUUGGCGGCGGCGGAGAUCCCAUCUCAACGGACCCAGGAGACACAGUUGUCAAAGAGAAUAAACAUUGUCCAGGACUGGGCCUGUUUUAUGGCCUGCUGGCAACAGUAUUCUUCUCCAUUAUAGCUCUUCUGGUGAAGACAAUAGAUGGAGUCCAUGCUGUAGAAAUCAGUGCCAUUCGCUGCUUCUUCCAGAUGCUGUUUGUGAUGCCUAUGCUUAUCUAUUACAAGACUGGCUUCCUUGGACCAAGAGACAAGCGGAUCUAUUUGGUGAUGAGAGGGUUCUUGGGUUCCAACGCCAUGAUCCUAUUGUUCUAUGCAGUUCAGCAGAUGCCCCUGGCUGAUGCAACAGUCAUCAUGUUCAGCAACCCAGUGUUCACCGCCUUGUUAGCCUGGAUCUUCCUCAAAGAGAAAUGCACAAUUUGGGACUGUGUCUUCACUGUGUUCACACUGGCUGGUGUCAUAAUGAUAGCCAGGCCUCCCUUCAUAUUUGGUGCUCGCAGAGAGGGAAUAGAGGGAGACUACACCAAUCAUCUCAAGGGGACUAUUGCAGCCUUCGGUGGAGCGUUAGGAGCAGCCUGCACUUUAGUUAUACUCAGGAAAAUGGGCAAAAGCGUCCACUACUAUCUGUCUGCGUGGUACUAUGCGGUCAUUGGUUUCAUUGACUGUGUCAUCACUUUGUUUAUACUUGGUGAAUGGACCAUUCCAUUCUGUGGGAGAGACAGGUGGAUCCUUAUGCUGAUAGCAAUCCUGGGUAUUGCUGGCCAAACGUUCCUCACCAAAGCACUUCAGAUUGAGAAGGCCGGCCCUGUGGCCUUGAUGAGGACCGUUGACGUGGUCCUGGCCUUUAUUUUCCAGUUCUUUUUUUUCAACCGUAAGCCCACCAUGUGGAGUCUCGGUGGGGCAUGUUGUGUGGUCGUCAGUACCUGUGGUGUGGCUCUAAGGAAGUGGUACAGCAACACACACCCAAGAAAAAACCGUGAACCACGCAUCAGACAAAUAUUUGAUUCCAGGAAUAAAUGAAAGGUUAUCAAUUAAUAUGAUGUUAAUGUUUAGCAGACAAGAGUGUUAUGUAAACCAAAGAAGCAAUAUUACAUCCAAAUGUUACUGUGAGGUUUUGAGCACAAAACUGGAAAUGUUUUAGUAUUUACAUCAACACACUUAGAAAAGAGGGUUCUUUGGUAAGGGUGAUGGUUCUAUGUGGAACCAUAAGGACUCAAAAUAACCAUUUGAGCUCUUCAAUGGUUCUUUGCCGUUCAGAAAACGGUGCUUUAAUCUUUUAGUGAUAAUUCAAAUGUAGGGGAGGUGGCUCAUUCUAAUAUUUUGGGGCCUGGUUUUUUCACAGCUCUUUUUGUGCAGCCGAGAGUGAGUGUCAUUCCAGUUGACAUAAUCUGUUGUAUUGUGUCAUUGCAUGUUAAAUAUGACUGGCCAGUAAUAGUGUCUUGUGAGAGACUUAUAUAAGGCCUCGUGUCAACGGUUGACUAAAUCUCAAUUAUCUCCUCAGGGACCACCCAGCCGGUCCAGAGCUAGCACACCUGAUUCAACUUGUAAAUUAACACAAUAUUAACAUGUUAUUUUAAAGGUAAUAUAAUAUGGCUAACCCCCUUUAUAGCACCAUAAAGGUUUCAUUUAGAACCUCAUGAACAUGUUUCUUUAUAGAACCUUCAAAAAGGGUUCCACUUAUGGUUACAAGACAAAUUACCCUUAUUUGGCAGUGGCACUAUAUACGGUGCCUUCAGAAAGUAUUCAUACCCCUUGACUUAUUCCACAAUUUGUUGUGUUACAGCCUGAAUUCAAAAUCGAAACCCCAUAAUGACAAAGUGAAAACAUGUUUUUAGAAAUAUAAGCAAAUUGAUUGAAAAUCAAAUACAGAAAUCAUUCAUUUAACAUAAGUAUUUACACUCCUUUGCUAUAACACUCCAAAUUGAGCUCAGGUGCAUCCAAUUUCUUUUGAUCAUCCUUUAGAUGUCACUACAACUUGCAUGUCUGAGCAGAAACUAUACCAAGAAGUCAAAGGAACUGUCCAUAGAUCUCUGAGAUAUAAAGAAAAAUAUGGAACUACCCAGACUCUGCCUAGAGCUGUCCGUCUGACCAAACUGAGCAAACAGGCAAGAAGGACCUUGGUAAGGCAGGUGACCAAGAACCCAAUGACCACUCCGAUAGAACUACAGUUCCUUGGCUGAGAUGGGAGAACCUGCCAGAAGGACAACCGUGUCUACAGCACUUCACAAAUCUGGGCUUUAUGGGAGUGUGGCCAGACUGAAGCCACUCCUGAGAAAAAGGCACGACAGCACACCUGGAGUUUGCCAAAAAGGCAAGUGAAAUACAAAAAUAUUCUGUGGUCUGAUGAGACAAAAAUUAGAGUUUUGGCCUAAAUGCAAAGCGCUAAGUCUGGAAAAAACAGAAAUAACUCAUCACACAUUGAACACCAUCCCUACCGUGGAGCAUGGUGGUAGCAGCAUGCUAUGGGGAUGCUUUUCAGCAGCUGUGACUGGGAGACUGGUAAGGAUAGAGGGAACAAUUAAUGGAGCCAAAUACAGGCAGCUCCUUGAUGAGAACCUGCUUCAGAGUGCAAACAACAGACUGGGGCAAAAAUGUACAUUCCAACAGGACAAAUGACCCAAAGCAUACAGCAAAAGCAAUGCUGAAAUUGCUUCAGAACAAGAAUGUGAAAGUCCUUGAGGCCCCCAGCUAAAGCCCAGACUUGAAUCCCAUUGAAAAUGUGUGGAGAGACUUGAAGAUUGAUGUUCACCACCACUCUCCAUCUAACAGAGCUUGAGAAAAUCUGCAAGGAAGAAUGGGAGAAAAUCCCCAAAUAUAGAUGAGUAUGUCUGUAUCAGCUUUGCACAAGACGACUCAAGGCUGUAAUCAUCACCAAAGGUGCUUCUACAAAGUAUUGACUCCAGGGUGUGAAUACUUAUGUGAAUUAGAUAUGUCUGUAUGUCACUUUCAAAUACAUUUGCAAAAGUUCUAAAAACAUGUUUUCACUUUGUCAUAGUGGGGUAUUGUGUGUAGAUGGGUGAGAAAAAAUAUAAAUUUAAUCCAUUUUGAUAACACAACAAAAUGUGGAAUAAGUCAAUGAGUAUCAAUACUUUCUGAAGGCACUGUAGAAGCAUUUUUGCACGUGUACUGAGGUUAAUCAGCUAAGCUUAUAUUAGCAUAUAUUUCUAUUUGAAAUGGGCUGAUGUCCUUUAUUUUAAUACACUGCUGGUCAGAAUAGUUUAUUUGUGGAAAUGUUAAGUGUGACAUUAUUUUUUACAAAAUGCAAAGAUUUUCAAAAGAUUUGCUUUGUGUGUCACAGCUAGCAAUAAUAUUUUGUUGACCCAACGAGUAAGCAGCAUAGAGAGAUGACUUUAUGCAUCUCACAUUUAUGCUGCCUACAGUAGUUAAAUAGUAUAAUGGAAACUUGACAUUUACAGUACAAAUAGCUUUAUGAUAGUAUACCACAGAAAACAACUUGUUGUGCCUUCCUUUUUUAAUUUGACCUUCAUUUAACUAGGCAAGUCAGUUAAGAACAAAUUCUUAUUUUCAAUGACGGCCUAGGAACAGUGGGUUUAACUGCCUGUUCAGGGGCAGAACGACAGAUUUGUACCUUGUCAGCUCGGGGGUUUGAACUUGCAACCUUCCGGUUACUAGUCCAACACUCUAUCCACUAGGCUACCCUGCCGCCCCAAAUGUGUACUACUAAUUUAGAACUAUUCACUUGACUUUGCACAUUUCUGUCACAUACCGUGUCAGUUGUGAUGCUUUGUACAUGUGUUAUACUCCUAGUUAUGCCAGCGUGACUGCUGUUUUAUAGUAUGUAUUUAUCAAUAGAAAUCAAAUACAUAUUUCUCUAUCAAAAGCACUUUCUCAGACUGAUUGAAUGUAUGACUGGUUUAUCAAAUAUGUGGCAAAAAUGCUUCUUAACAUUAACUGUGUUCAAUCAUUUUCUUGUAGGUCUACAUAAAUUGGUUAUAACAACAGUAUGAACAAUUUAAAUGAACCAUUUAAUUGUUCAAUGUAAUUAUGAGCCUACUGUGCCCUGCUCUUUCAUAUAUUGUUUCUACAACUUGAAAUAACUUAACUUCUUUAUGGGACCAUAAUUCACAACGUGUUUGUCCUCAAUUAAGGUGGACACAGAGACAUAUAGGAUAUCUAAACCUUUGUGUGGUUCAUGUUCGAUUUGAUUUGAUUGAUACGGAUUUGAUUGACACUGAAAAGUUGGAUGCAUUUGCACAAAGGAGAGAGCAUAACAGAUUCGUUUUUUUAAACUUCUUUUUUGACAGUUGAACAGAAUGUUACCACCUUCAUGCCUUGCUAAAUCCUUUCUUAACUAUGUAAUUAUUAUAUUACUAUUUCAGAUUGUUUUAUUGGAGUUAAGGAUUACUCUAAAAGUUGUAUAUUCAUACACAAUGCCAGAUGUCAUUUUUUAAUUCUAAAAUAAAUGACAUAUUCAUUUCA
This is a messenger RNA of Oncorhynchus keta (chum salmon), 5871 nucleotides long. RefSeq names its product solute carrier family 35 member G1 (gene slc35g1). The transcript has 3 exons. Lineage: Eukaryota; Metazoa; Chordata; Actinopteri; Salmoniformes; Salmonidae. Gene Ontology annotation, cellular component: plasma membrane; endoplasmic reticulum membrane. The record is from RefSeq and is a predicted model, not a curated record. The coding region runs from base 1207 to 2451 and encodes 414 amino acids. Gene Ontology annotation, biological process: calcium ion export across plasma membrane; regulation of cytosolic calcium ion concentration.